AUGGGAAUAGCAGAGAAGGAAGAAUACGAGGGGAAAAGGGUUCGUUUUCUUGGUUGGUUUGAUCGUCAUCAUCACACUAUGAUCCCACACAAAACCAAGCGUGGAGCUGCUACACUUGCAAGGUUGAAGAUUUAUGAAGGAUUCCCAACUACAUACAACAGGAAAAAGAGGAUGGUCAUCUCUGAUGCCCUCAAGGUUUUGAGGCUCACUGCGGGACACAAGUACUGCUUGCUUGGACAGCUUUCAUCUGAAGUUGGAUGGAAUCACUAUGAGACAAUCAAGUAUACAUAUUAA
Lactuca sativa (garden lettuce) is the source of this 294-nucleotide messenger RNA. The record is from RefSeq and is a predicted model, not a curated record. Lineage: Eukaryota; Viridiplantae; Streptophyta; Magnoliopsida; Asterales; Asteraceae.